AUGGCCACAUACAACAAUGCCCACUGGUUGCUGUCGCACAUACGAAAUUCGUUCAUCUCCACCGACGACACCGGCGUGAGCGAGACGGUCAUGGCGACGGAGGACAUUCCGCAGCAGUACGCGGCUCUGCAGCGUCAAACGGCGCAGCAAAUGGAAGCGGAAGGCAAUGCCUACGAGCCCCGGCUAACCAGUUCGACUGGCCCCGCGAGCGACGAUGCCAAGCGUGAACCGGAUCCACGGUUCGGGGUCGAUUACCAGUACUUUCACUGCUACCCGGGGCUGGAUGACACAGACGAAGAGGAUGCGGACGGGUUAUCGCAGUCGUACGAAAUUCAGAUGGACCAAGAGAGUGGCUUUCACCGGGCACGCUCAAACACGGCGCAAAAGCUGGAAAAGAUGGAAAUCGCGCGACGUAAAGCGGCCCUCGUCAAGACCGUGAAGCAGGUCGAUAGUUUACCCCGACCGACGGACGACAAGGAAAAGGCAGCCGAGGACGAUCGAUUGUUUUGUCGCCGUUCAGUGUCGUCGGUGCCGGGUGCAGCCAUGGGGUCGCUGCUCAGUGAGCAGAUCCGAAAGUGCCCGAAGUUACCGCAGAGCAAAUUUCUAGAGUACGCCAAAUUCGACGGCACCGGGCACAUGGAGGUGCCGACGCGUACGUUUAAGAUAUUUCUCACCAUCCUCCCGGAGGAGCUGCGUGCCUUUCCGUUGCAAAUUUGCGUACAAGCCACGGCCAAGAUACAAGAGUUUAUUGGGCUGAUCUGUUACAAGUGUACGGUCACUCAUCCGGAGAUCCCCCUGCGCUCGGUGCGCCACUACGGUCUGUUCAUGACGGAGGAGGACGGCGAGGUCGAUAUGGACUUUCCACCGCUCGAUGCGAACGAACCGUGUGCCAAGUUUCGGUUCACGCACCUCGCCCUUGCCGAGCGACGACUCUCCACCACUCAUCAGGCGAUUCCGUUGGUGUCCGCUCUGCAACCGUUGCGCUUUGAACCGUCCACCACCGAUGGGCGCCGCUCUAGUCUCACGGCGAAAGGGGCGUCAGGUUCGGCAUCGACAUCAAAACCGGAAACUUCCAGCCUCUCGGCUCCCCUGCGAUCACUAACUGGUGUCACCCGAAAACUGUCACUCACCGCCACGAGCGCCCAGCGGGUUAGCAUGCAGCAGCAGGAGGAUCUGGAGCGCAUCAAGGGUCACACGUCGAAGAUCGAAGCCCCGCUGUACCGGUGUUUUCAGGUGCACGUGUUGCAGAAAUCACGCCUCAAAACGGAAGUGCAGCUCGGCAUAUCGGGCGAUCGGUUCGAGAUCGAUCCCGUGCCGCAGCGGGCGAGUAAAUUCUGGAGCCGCCAAAAGUCGACCAACCAGUCGAGUCCGAUGGAUGCGGUGGCGGCGUGCACGAUAAUCGAUCGGCGCGCCACCAAAGCGAUCGUGCGGCUCGUGUACAGUGCGUCGAACGUGGCGCUGCUGUCGAGCAGCGAGGGUAGAGUUGAAGCACCGGUUAGUUUCAAGCACGUCGACAUCGAAACCGACCCCAAGACGGCGGACGAGAUCGUCGAGAAGGUGAACAACAUCCUGGAGGUGCGCCUCAGUCCGAUACGGCGCGAGUACAUGCGAAGGCGCGGCACUCUCAAGACCCAAAGCAGCACGUAG
Molecule: messenger RNA, 1647 nt
Organism: Anopheles bellator
Lineage: Eukaryota; Metazoa; Arthropoda; Insecta; Diptera; Culicidae
Gene: Sin1
Product: stress-activated map kinase-interacting protein 1
Exons: 1
Coding region: 1-1647 (548 amino acids)
Biological process (GO): TORC2 signaling
Cellular component (GO): plasma membrane; TORC2 complex; cytoplasm
Molecular function (GO): phosphatidylinositol-4,5-bisphosphate binding
Source: RefSeq, a predicted model, not a curated record